Porites lobata is the source of this 4246-nucleotide messenger RNA. The record is from the annotation of a GenBank genome assembly. Lineage: Eukaryota; Metazoa; Cnidaria; Anthozoa; Scleractinia; Poritidae.
AUGGCGAUUUUGUGCCUUGCAAAAAUGAAGGAAAAGAUUUAUAUGUUCAGUGAAAACAUUUUUAUUAUAAAUGCCACAGACCAGGGUAUUUUAGCUACAUCGAAAACUAAGUUGUGAACGAUGAGCCUUUUUGAAUUACUCUUAUGGUUUGCUGUUAACAUGCGGACCACUGAGGAAACACACGUCUGUAAUUUCGCGAAUCUUGGCUAGUUUUCAAGGCGAAUAACUUUCAAAUUUGGCAGUAUUGAAAUUUAAAGGAGCUCUUUUCAGCGGAGCCGAUGGAUUUUCCUUAACCUGUCCAUGUGAAAAGUUGAAAAAAACCGUGGAAAAGUCUAUUGUAUGACGAAUCGUCUCCAAGAUUUGGACUUGAUUGUUCCUUUCUUCAAGUAACUCUCUCUAGCACCCGGAAAAGCCAGUGUUCUUAAUAGCUUGUGUAGUACGGAUUUUCUUUGCCUAACGUGCACAUCAACAGCGAACGUAGCAGUUAACAUGCAUGAUAAAAUGUAUCAAACAUCAAAAUAAAUAGAGAGAGGGUCCUGAUCAGAUCUCUGGGUUAGUUAGGUUCCCCAUGGUUAGGUAUAAACUGUAUGAUGAACAAGGCGCGUACCUACCAGUGUUUCGAAGUGCCUCUAGGUGUACUUUUCUAAAAUAAUGCUUGGAUAGGAGUGAUCGUCGUCCGGCUCUGAGUCCAAGAUUAACCAGCAUUAAUUUACUGCUUGUUUUUAUGAAGAGCAAAUCAAUGCCGGAAGUAGUGUCAAUCUCGAUGUAAAACUGCUGUGCAACCCGCUUCAGUUCCUCGUAGAAAACACUAAAUGAGUCGUUUGUCGUCUAUUUUAAAACUGAAAUUUAACGGCAUCACAGUGAAACUGUUUUCAUAGCUCAGUGAUGAGUCAUUCAGGUUUGCGUUUGUAAUUGGUUUAAUUUAUGUACGUUUGAACCAAUCAAAAACCUUUGAUCUGUUGACGUCAUUCAGUUCCAAGGCAGGUCACGCUCAGUCGACUUGUAAAUUGUAUUGUCCUUGGUGAAAAUUUUAAUUUAUUUUAUAUUUGUUUGUUUUUAAUUUUUUGGUAUGGCAACGUACAUUGAUCAAUUGUCAAAUAAUACUGAAACUUGUUGGGCAUUUGACGUUAACCUUUCAAUAAUUGAAUCAAAGUAAAACUUGACCCUUUUGAGGACCCACCGGGAAAUAAAUUCGUGAUGGGAUGAUAUUUUUGCCAUAAGGGACGGACCAUUAGAAAAGUUAUGGGGGGGUGGAGAAUUUUUGAGCCGCAGGAAUUUUUUUUCGUUAUCAAAUUCCUUGUAUGAUUUUUUUUAGGCCGUAGCAUGAAUAUUUUUUUGGGUUGAUUGGCGUGCAUGAAUUUUUUUCAUUUAAUUUUGCCUUACGCGAAUAUUUUUUUUGUACUUCGCCUGCCACCCCCUCCCCCCCAAUAAGUUUUCUAAUGGUCCAUUCCUAAGAGAUGGUCAAACCUAUUUCCUGUUCUCUAAAAAGGCUCUUGAUCUUAUUAACGAACCCAGCUCGAGGAUUUGUCACGACGCAUGGUGAGAUUUGUUUGUUUAUUGGAUUUCUCCCGGCUUUCCGUUGAAGUUCGUUGACGUUUCACCAACUGAUAAAGAACAGAUAUAAACGCUCGUCUGAGGGACAAAACCUUCAGAAAAGACAAUUCGCGCAAGCAGACUUCACCUCAAUCGAACAGGAGAGCUACUGUCACGAGAAAGAUUCAGCUGAAGAUUGACUGGUGUCUUUAAACUGACGCAAGUGAAAAGCGGGAAGGGACUGCAGUAUAUAAAGUUUAGAGAAUGAUCUUGAUGGGGAACUCGUGGAUAAGUUGUUUAGAAAAUAGAGAAGCCAUGAGGUGAUAGUGGAAAACAUUAUUUCAACUGAGUUGAAGUGAUAUACCUAAAGAAAAAUUCCGGCUAUGCUGUCCCCAAAAUAUUUAACUUUUGCUUUUUUGAAAAAUAUAAAACCGGCCCCGCUAUUAAAAUUCAUUUUAAGGAAGCAGUCUAAGUUUUUAGUGAUAAGCCUCUGGCGGCUAGGAUAAUGUCAUUAUUUUGCUAUAUUUUUCUUAUAGGGAAAAUAAUGAAGUUGUAGGACAUGCAGCUGCUUCAGCAGGAGAGCCAAUAGAGCAAGGGGUAGGUAGAUAUUUACAAGCUCAAGAGGUUCCUAUCAGUAUCCUAAUAGAAAAUAUCAAAACCUCCCAAAAUAAGAAAAGAAAAAAUCACUUUUUUACUGCACUAGCACUUUUUCUGCGGUUCGUGUUUCCAUGUAGCAUGUUGCCGAAAUCAAAAUUUCAUUAAUCCUAUAGCAAGGUGUGACUUUAAAAAAAGGCAGGUUUAAAUUUAUCUGUUUAGUACUUUUCCCAAGUUUUGGCAUCAGCACAGUUAUACUGCGACGACCCGCUUCGUAAUAUUUGGGGGCUGGGACUCACAUGAAUUGUGACCGUUGACUGGUUUUUGACGCACCCACUAGUUACAGCAAGGAGCCCAAAAGUGUGAUCUCCUUUAAUUAAUUCACAUUCUUCCAUGCAGACGUUAACCAAUCAGAAGUCGAGGACAGUUUCCAGCUGGCUUCUGAUUGGACAAAAUCUGCACGAAAGAAUGUGAGUAAAUCAAAAGCGGUCACAUUUUUUGGCUCCUUUCUGUAAGAGCAAGAAGAAACAAGCGUACAAUUUUUAACAAGAAAGUGAUAAUAUCUCCUACGCUGAUUUAAAAAUACGUAUUUGCCCUUUUUUUUCAGGCGAUCGGUGGUCAACCCAUUGAAGGAGUAUAUCUUCCCAUUCAUAAUGGAGAACAGAUAGAAGGAUCUCAACAGCUUUUUAUUGGUCAGCCUGACACUGCAGAGAUUUACAAUGGGCUGAUGGAUUCCCAAGGGACUGGCUCACCAUUGCCAGUUGUGCCACCAAGAUACCCUGACUGCCUGAAAGAGAUACUUGUUGAGGAUAUGAAUUUCAAUCCAAUGCAGGAGGUUCCCUUAUACCAGGUGCAUUCUCGAAGAGGUAGACAGCCGAUGCAGUACGCGGAGCAAACUAGAGGAAUGCAGUUCAGAGAUUGGACCGAAGCUAGACCACCAGCAACUCAGAUGCACUGCGGGCGAGGAUGGACUGUUGCAACUGAGUCGUUCGCUGGAAUCAGGUGCUCUAGAUCUGUUGAGGAGACCAGCCAAUCUCCGGAGCAGAAUCAAGGAGGUGAACGGAUGCGUGCAUCCAGUUCUCCACGACAGCUGACUUUGAACAGGUCAGUAUACGUCCUCAAAUUAAGCCAAACGCAUAUCCCAUCCAGCUAAUUCGAGGGCUAUUCUAAAUGUUUCCCGAUCCUCUGGUCACUGGUAAGCAGUGCGUUAUGUUACACCUUGACUUGAUUGAAAUCGCAGUGGUUUUACAUCUCUAAUGAGCAUGCAGGAAUGGGAAAAUCAUGAGGUAGUUUAAUAGACAGUUUAAUUUAUAUGAUCUUUGCUACCUAGUCACUUAUCAAUACGCUGAAAGGGUCAUUUAGAGAAAGCCAUGAAAUUCUACGGAAACAUCGGGAAAUUACAGCAGUUACAGGUCAUAAUGACUUCCAUAAACAUCGUACAAGGGUCAAAGUUUACUUUUUUAGCCAGUAUAGCAUCCAAGUUUGUUAGCGACUGUUUCCAAUUUGUCUUUUCUCUAUCCCACAACUCAUAAACCGCCUUUACAAAGGCAACCAGACCUGUACAAAAACUGAAGUAAUCAUCCUAAAACCGAUUUGUCUCUACAGGUCAAGUCCACCAGAACCUUUGUUAACUAAAGGUCAGAUCUGUGGUGGAAAUUAUACUUGGAAGAUAGAGAAUUUCUCUCAGCUCCUCCAGGAUGAUAGUGAUGGAAUAAAAACAUCACUUGAUAGCCCUCCGAUUUACACUAGUUUGGAUGGAUACAAGUUCUUCAUGCGUAUCUACCCAAAAGGCGAUGAUGGUGGAGAUGGAAGUCACAUUGGCCUGUUUGUUGGUAUGAUGAACGGGGAUACUGAUAACAGGCUCACAUGGCCAUUUUGUGGACGAAUCUCCCUCUCCAUGUUGGAUCAAAGCAAUGAUGCUCACAGCUUCUGCAACGAUGUCAGUGGCACUUUCGUGGCCAACAGAAAUCUUCAAGCUUUUCAGAAACCCUCUGCCAGCGGACAAUACACUACCCUGUAUGGCUACGAAAAUUUUGCACCCAUCGACAUGGUUUGUUGCCCACAGUACUCCAAAGAUGAUAAAGUGAUGAUCAAUAUCGAGAUUAACAAAAAUUUCUAA